AUGGAAAACCAAACAGUUGUGGCUGAAUUCAUUUUACUGGGUUUCCCCAGCAUCCAAAAAGUGAGAGUUCUGGUGUUCGUGGGAGUCUUGAUGAUCUACUUUUUGACUGUCACUGGGAACAUUGUCAUUGUGGCCAUCGUGGUUCACGACAGUGCUCUCCACAAGCCAAUGUACUUCUUCCUCGGGAACCUCUCCUUCUUGGGAAUCAUCUAUGUGACCUCAACGAUCCCCAAACUUUUGGCCAAUUUACUUGCAAUAAAAAAAUCUAUUAGCCUAGCAGGUUGCAAAGCCCAAGCAUUCUCCCAUUUUUUCCUGGGGGCCUCAGAAUUUUUCCUUCUCACCGCCAUGGCGUAUGAUCGCUAUAUGGCCAUCUGCCACCCUCUUCAUUACCAUGCUAUCAUGAGUGGCAGGGCUUGUGUGCAGCUGGCUUGUGGCUCAUGGUUUGGGGGCUUGAUGACUGUCUUGGUGCAGACAAUUCUGGUGUUCCGGCUGCCUUUCUGUGGUCCCAAUAUCAUCAAUCACUUCUACUGUGAUGUCGGACCAUUGCUGAAACUGGCUUGCAUGGACACUCGCCCCAUUGAGUGGAUAAUCUUCAUUGUCGCCACUGUUGUCGUAUUCAGCAAUUCCCUGUUGACAGUGGUUUCAUACAUCUUCAUCAUCUCCACCGUGAUGAGGAUCCCAUCAGCCUCUGGAAGGCAGAAGGCUUUCUCUACUUGUAUUGCUCACUUGGUGGUAGUUAUCAUGCUGUAUGGAGCGAUCAUUUUCAUCUACGUCAGGCCCACAGGCCAUGCCUCACUGAAUAUGAACAAAGUGGUCUCCCUCUUGAAUACACUGGUCACUCCACUCCUGAACCCUUUUAUAUAUACACUCAGAAACAAGGAAGUGAAAGAUGCAUUGAAAAAGGGAUUCGCCAGAAAAAAAAAUAUUUGA
This is a messenger RNA of Elgaria multicarinata webbii, 930 nucleotides long. RefSeq names its product olfactory receptor 6X1-like. The record is from RefSeq and is a predicted model, not a curated record. Gene Ontology annotation, cellular component: membrane. The transcript has a single exon. Gene Ontology annotation, biological process: G protein-coupled receptor signaling pathway. The coding region runs from base 1 to 930 and encodes 309 amino acids. Gene Ontology annotation, molecular function: odorant binding; olfactory receptor activity; G protein-coupled receptor activity. NCBI's taxonomy places the organism in Eukaryota, Metazoa, Chordata, Lepidosauria, Squamata, Anguidae.